GGUGCAUUGUGGGAGCCGCGGUUAUCCCAGCGUGUUGUUGUGUUAGCUGCUGCUGCUAAAAGCUGCUAGUAAAAGCUGCUAAAAGCGGCUGUUAAACCCGCUCAGGUCGAGGCUCCGCCGGGGCUCGAACCCCCGACACUCCGAGGUCAUGGCGUCCACCGCGGCAGGGAAGCAGCGGAUCCCGAAGGUGGCGAAGGUGAAGAACAAAGCCCCGGCCGAGGUGCAGAUCACGGCCGAGCAGCUGCUCAGAGAAGCCAAGGAAAGAGAGUUGGAACUUCUGCCGCCGCCGCCCAAACAGAAAAUCACCGACAAGGAGGAGCUGAACGACUACAAGCUCCGGAAGAGGAAGGCCUUUGAGGACAACAUCAGGAAGAAUCGAACCGUCAUCAGUAACUGGAUCAAAUACGCACAAUGGGAGGAAAGUCUGAAGGAAAUCCAGAGGGCCCGGUCCAUCUACGAGCGAGCGCUGGACGUGGACCACCGGAACAUCACGCUGUGGCUGAAAUACGCCGAGAUGGAGAUGAAGAGCCGGCAGGUGAACCACGCCCGGAACAUCUGGGACCGGGCCGUCACCAUCCUGCCCCGGGUCAACCAGUUCUGGUACAAGUACACGUACAUGGAGGAGAUGCUGGGCAACGUGGCCGGCUGCCGGCAGGUGUUUGAGCGCUGGAUGGAGUGGGAGCCGGAGGAGCAGGCCUGGCAUUCCUACAUCAACUUUGAGCUGCGCUACAAGGAGGUGGACAAGGCCCGGAGCAUCUACGAGCAAUUCGUCAUGGUCCACCCCGAGGUGAAGAACUGGAUCAAGUACGCCCGGUUCGAGGAGAAGCACGGCUACAUCGCCCACGGCAGGAAGGUGUACGAGCGCGCCGUGGAAUUCUUCGGGGAGGAGCACGUGGAGGAGAAUCUGUUCGUGGCCUUCGCUCGCUUCGAGGAGACGCAGAAGGAGUUUGAGCGGGUCCGGGUGAUCUACAAGUUCGCCCUGGACCGGAUCCCCAAACACCAGGCCCAGGAACUGUUCAAGAACUACACCAUGUUUGAGAAGAAGUUCGGGGACAGACGGGGCAUCGAGGACGUGAUCAUCAGCAAACGCCGCUUCCAGUACGAGGAGGAAGUGAAGGACCCUGAGAGGACGAGGCAGGUUUACCAGGCCUGUCUGGACCUCAUCCCGCACAAGAAGUUCACCUUCGCUAAGAUCUGGCUGCUCUUCGCUCAGUUUGAGAUCCGGCAGAAGAACCUGCAGGCGGCUCGGAAGAUCAUGGGCUGCUCCAUCGGCCGCUGCCCCAAGAACAAGCUCCUGAAGGGCUACAUCGAGCUGGAGCUGCAGCUGCGGGAGUUCGACCGCUGCAGGAAACUGUACGAGAAGUUCCUGGAGUUCAGCCCCGAGAACGUCACCACCUGGAUCAAGUUCUCCGAGCUGGAGACCAUCCUGGGGGACACGGAGCGGGCCCGGGCCGUGUUCGAGCUGGCCAUCGGUCAGCCCCGGCUGGACAUGCCUGAGGUUCUCUGGAAAUCCUACAUCGACUUUGAGAUCGAGCAGGAGGAGUUUGAGCACACGAGGCGUCUGUACGAGAGACUGCUGCAGAGAACCCAGCACGUCAAGGUCUGGAUCAGCUGUGCCCGGUUCGAGCUGUCCCUCCCCGGCGGUGCCGACGGUGCCGGCGGCGUUAGCCGGCUGCAGCGCUGCCGGCGGGUGUACGAGGACGCUAACCUGCGUCUGCGCGGCGCCCCGGAGAAGGAGGAGCGUCUGAUGCUGCUGGAGUCCUGGAGAGACUUCGAGAGAGACUUCGGGUCCGAGUCCGGCGUCCAGAGAGUCCAGCGGCUGCUGCCGGAGAAGGUGAAGAAGAGGAGGAAGCUGACGGCCGAGGACGGGUCUGACGGAGGAUGGGAGGAAUACUACGACUACAUCUUCCCCGAAGACGCCGCCAACCAGCCCAACCUGAAACUUCUGGCCAUCGCUAAGAUGUGGAAGAGGCAGCAGGCGGCCGACGACGACGGGGACGACGGGGACGACGGGGGGGACGAGGAACCAGAACCGGAGCCGGAACCAGAGGCAGGGCCGGCCCUGGGGGGGGACCAGGGGGCCGAGGAGGAGUCUGGGCCCCCGGAGGAGGAGAGGGAGGACGAGGAGAGCCGGGGAGACGGUCGCCAUGACGACCGCGACGACGACAGCAGCAGCAGCAGCAGCAGCGAGAGUGAGAGUGGAGACGAUAAAGACAAAGACAAAGAGAAGAAGCAGCAGAGCGGCGAGGAGAAGGACUAGGCCCCGCCCCCGGGAGUUUAGGCCCCGCCCCCGGGGGUUUAGGCCACGCCCCCAUGGCUGAAGCUCCGCCCCCAGGAGUUUUGUGUUUUCUAAGAACAUUACGUUAAGUUUCAUCAACUCUUGUGUUUGUCACAUGUUUAUUUCAGGAUUUUACAGAAAAUAAAGGAUUGAAAAGAA
Messenger RNA from Cololabis saira (Pacific saury), 2437 nucleotides. It is a transcript of the gene crnkl1, whose product is annotated as crooked neck pre-mRNA splicing factor 1. Gene Ontology annotation, biological process: spliceosomal complex assembly; mRNA splicing, via spliceosome. The record is from RefSeq and is a predicted model, not a curated record. Gene Ontology annotation, cellular component: Prp19 complex; post-mRNA release spliceosomal complex; precatalytic spliceosome. Bases 149 to 2260 code for a protein of 703 amino acids. Lineage: Eukaryota; Metazoa; Chordata; Actinopteri; Beloniformes; Belonidae. The transcript is spliced from 13 exons. Gene Ontology annotation, molecular function: protein binding.